GGCGUGCAUCGCGCCGAAUGUUCUAGUAUGAAAUAUGAAGUAGCUCGUCUAGCUCCGUCCAACGCCGAGCAAACACCCCAUGUUGUCUCGCCGUAACCUAACCGGCCGGUCUCGUCGAUCCAGCCAUCAGCGCCUCCAUCCCCUCUCCUGGCCCUCUCCUAUCCGUCCGGUCCGGCCCCAACCUAGCUAGCUAGAAGCUAACCCUGCCAGAUCCGCAUCACUCCUCUCUGCUGCUGCUGCUGCUGCUAUAGGUAGCUGCUGUGUUCGGUCAGAGUCGUCAGUGCCCAGCUGCGAGGACAACAAAGCAGGACUAGUUCAGUAGUACCUGCUUCAUCAUCAUCUCCCCGUGUGCAAUAGAAGGUCGUCGCUGUACAUGGUUACACUUAAUUUCCCUAUCAAGAAACCAUUUUGAUUCCUAAUUUGCGCUAGUGUACAUGCUCAUGUGUCAUUUGUGUGUCCAUCUGGCCCAUUUAUUUUUCUCAUGAUGCAGAUCAUAGUAGCGGAGAGCUGCAAGCUCCGACGUCCAAUCAAGAGGAAGAGGAAGAGGAAGAGGAAGAAGAAGAAGAAGAGGAAGAAGAAGAAGAAGAAGAAGCGAGAUGUGGGAGUCGGAGAGCGAGAGCCACGCCGGCGAGCGGGGGCUCGUCCCCGUCGGAGGCUCAUCUGGCCGGCACGAGGGGCUCAAGAACGACGGCUUUGUUCGCCGAGACCACUCCUGGUACGUCAACAGUGAUAUUCCCAGCGAUUUGCUUGUCAAAGUGGGGGAUGUCAGCUUCCAUCUUCACAAGUACCCGAUGAUCUCCCGGAGCGGCCGGAUGAACCGCGUCAUCUGCGAGACGGCUUCCGUGGCGGCGGCGGCGGACCCGGACACGGCGGCGGCCGUGGGCCUCGACGACGUCCCCGGCGGCGCGGACUCGUUCGAGCUGGCGGCGCGCUUCUGCUACGGGAUGGCCGUGGACCUGACGGCGGCCAACAUCUCGGGGCUCCGCUGCGCCGCCGAGUACCUGGAGAUGACGGAGGACCUGGAGGAAGGGAACCUCAUCUUCAAGACGGAGGCGUUCCUCAGCUACGUGGUGCUGUCGUCGUGGCGGGACUCCAUCGUGGUGCUCAAGAGCUGCGAGGGCCUCUCGCCCUGGGCCGAGAACCUCCAGAUCGUGCGCCGCUGCAGCGAGUCCAUCGCCUGGAAGGCCUGCGCCAACCCGAGGGGCGUGCGCUGGGCCUACACCGGCGCCGGCGCCACCACCGGUGGCAGGCCGCCCCGGGCUACUGGCACUGCCGGCGCCGGCGGCACGGCGAGCCCGCGGUGGAACCUCGGCGGCGGCGGCGGGGACUCCAAGGAGUCGAGCCCCGGCCGGCAGGCCGUGCCGCCGGCGGACUGGUGGUUCGAGGACGUGUCCGUGCUCCGGAUCGAUCACUUCGUGCGCGUCGUCACCGCCAUCAAGGUCAAAGGCAUGCGGUUCGAUCUCAUCGGCGCGGCGAUCACGCACUACGCGUCCAAAUGGCUCCCGGGCCUGACAAAGGACGGCCCGCUCGGCGGCGCCCUCGACGAGCCCUGGGCGCAGGCGUCCCCCGGCGGCGCCGGCCUCCACAUGAUCAUCGCCGGCGGCGGCGGCAGGGAUGACGUCGCGGCGAGCGCGCCGGCGCGGGAGCAGCGCAUGGUGGUGGAGAGCCUGAUCAGCAUCAUCCCGCCGCAGCGCGACAGCGUCUCCUGCGGCUUCCUCCUCCGCCUGCUCCGCCUCGCCAUCAUGCUCAAGGCGGCGCCGGCGCUGGUGACGGAGCUGGAGAAGCGCGUGGGCAUGCAGCUCGAGCAGGCCGCGCUGGCCGACCUCCUCGUCCCGUCCUACGGCCGCGCCGACACCGCCUACGACGUCGACCUCGGGCAGCGGCUCGUCGAGCACUUCCUGGUGCAGGAGCAGACGGCGGAGCUGGCGUCGUCCAGCCCCGGCCGCGGGGAGCCGGCGGCGGCGGCGCCCGAGUACUACGGCGCGAGGACGGCCGCGGCGGCGGGGCUGAACGCCAAGGCGCGCGUCGCCAGGCUGCUGGACAGCUACCUCUCCGAGGUCUCCCGCGACCGCAACCUGUCCCUGACCAAGUUCCAGGUGCUGGCCGAGUCGCUCCCGGAGUCGGCGCGCACAUGCGACGACGGCCUCUACCGCGCCGUCGACUCCUACCUCAAGGCGCACCCGACGCUGACGGAGCACGAGCGGAAGCGGCUGUGCCGGGUGAUGGACUGCCAGAAGCUGUCGUUCGACGCGUGCAUGCACGCGGCGCAGAACGAGCGGCUGCCGCUGCGGGUGGUGGUGCAGGUGCUCUUCUCGGAGCAGGUGAAGAUCAGCAACGCGCUCGCCGGCUCGUCCGGCUCCGGCGGCGGCGCCGCCGCGCUGGGCAAGGCGCCGGACGCGGCGCCGCCGACGCGGCGGCAGCUGCUGGACGGGACGCCGCAGUCGUUCCAGGACGGGUGGGCGGCGGCGAAGAAGGACAUCAACACGCUCAAGUUCGAGCUGGAGAGCGUCAAGGCCAAGUACCUGGAGCUGCAGCACGAGAUGGACGCGCUCCAGAAGCAGGUGGAGCGCGGCGGCGCGCCGUCGCCCGCGGCGGGGGCGGGGGCCAAGGCCGGCGGCACCGGCAAGAGCCAGGGGCCCUCGGCGUGGAGCAGCGGGUGGAGGAAGCUGGGCAGGCUGGCCAAGAUGACGGGCGCCGAUGCGGCGGGGCCCGACGGGCACGUGGCGGGGGCGCCCGGCGAGGCGCCGAGGAAGCCGCGGCGGUGGAGGAACUCCAUCUCGUGAACGCAGCAGAGCAGCUUCGUAGCGAGAGCAGAGUAGACAGACGGCGGCCUAGUAACUUGUAGCGGCAUCGAUUUGAUGAGGCGUGUAAUAAAUCAGGGAGACGAUCUUGUGGGGUUUCCAUGGAGUCUCGAGAUUGUGCCCAUCUUGUGCUGUGCAGACUGUCACUGUUCUAGGAGACGAUCAUCUGUUCCCGGUGUGCUGCAAUUUACCCAUCUGUUCCCCC
Messenger RNA from Panicum virgatum (switchgrass), 3006 nucleotides. RefSeq names its product coleoptile phototropism protein 1-like. The record is from RefSeq and is a predicted model, not a curated record. The coding region runs from base 597 to 2783 and encodes 728 amino acids. Lineage: Eukaryota; Viridiplantae; Streptophyta; Magnoliopsida; Poales; Poaceae. The transcript has 5 exons.